This is a messenger RNA of Clupea harengus (Atlantic herring), 2693 nucleotides long. Its product is annotated as toll-like receptor 5. Gene Ontology annotation, molecular function: protein binding; signaling receptor activity. The record is from RefSeq and is a predicted model, not a curated record. Gene Ontology annotation, biological process: toll-like receptor signaling pathway; inflammatory response. Gene Ontology annotation, cellular component: plasma membrane. Lineage: Eukaryota; Metazoa; Chordata; Actinopteri; Clupeiformes; Clupeidae.
CAUAAGAACACCGGGAUCUGUGUUGGUUGCUCCCUGCGAGCAUAUAAAGGCAGGGAUCUUCAGUGAGCCGUGUUAGAGGGUGCCACUGGAUCCUUGGGAGAGAAGGAUGAUCACCAAGAGGUCAACAGCGUUAUCAUCACUUGGGGGGUUUAUCUGCCUUCUUAUGGCAAAUUGCACUCAGCAAUGUAUAAUACAAGGGCACUGGGCUUUCUGCAGUGGCAGUUCUCUUGAACAGGUGCCCCCAUUGCCCCCCAAUAUCACACACGUGGACCUCAGUCUGAACCGCAUUCGCCAACUCAGUGAAGACUCCUUCAAGGGGCUGGAGAGCCUUGUGCAUCUUGACCUUGGAUCACAGUGGCCAAUAGGCCUCGUCAUCAAGAACAACGCUUUCAGACGAUUGUCCAACUUAACGUUUCUUCACUUAGGAGACAACAGAGCAAUGCGCCUUGAGACGGAUGCGUUUCAGGGACUGUCAAACCUCCAGACUCUGAUUUUGUUGCACUCUGACCUUGACGAGUCCAUUCUGUCAGGAAGUUAUCUGCAGCCUCUAGUGUCCCUACAGAAGCUGGACCUCUUUGGCAACAAGUUGAAGCAAUUUAAACCAGCUAUGUUCUUCAGGAACAUGACGGAUCUCAGUGUGCUAGACCUCUCCAUUAAUCAAGCUAAAUCUAUUUGUGAAACAGAUUUAGCCGCCUUUCAAGGUAAACACUUCCGCCUGCUCAGUCUAUCCUCUGUCCAUCUUGCUGACAUGAAUCCAUCAGGUUUUAACUGGAAAAACUGUGGAAACCCCUUUAAAAACAUGUCAUUUAAAACCCUUGAUAUAUCACUAAAUGGACUGAGUGCUGACAAAGCUAAAUUGUUCUUCUCUGCAAUUCUGGGCACCAGGAUCAACCAUCUGAUUCUCAGUCCAAAUAUCAUGGGAUCAGGGUUUGGAACCAGCAAUAGCAAGGAUCCAGAUAGACUCACCUUUGACCCUCUAAAAUCCAGUGGCAUUCAAACCAUCAAUUUGUCCAGAAACUAUAUCAAUGUUGUAAAGUCCUCUGUUUUCACAUCGUUGGCUGAUCUAGAGAGCAUAACCAUGGCCAGUAAUAAAAUAAACCGCAUAGAGACCAAUGCAUUUCUUGGGUUGACAAAUUUACAAAAGCUAAACCUCUCUCGUAACCUUAUAGGAGAAAUUUAUUUUAAUACAUUUAUGCACCUAUCCAAUUUGACAACGCUCGAUUUGUCACACAAUCAUAUUGGUGUGCUUCAGUAUGGUGCCCUCUUUGGGCUUUCAAAUCUGCUCUUUUUAAAUCUCACUGGAAACUCCUUGUCUUCGGUACACAACCUUUCACCACUACCCAGUCUGCUCGAGCUGCAUCUGGAUGAUAACAAAAUUGCAUCAGUGCGUGGACUUCAGGCUGCUGCAAGCAGCGCAACCACAAUCUCACUCAACAGAAACAGACUGAGCAAUAUGGAGGACUUAUAUAUCAUACUGGCUAAUUUUCCCAACAUUACAAAAAUUAGUGUUGGGGACAAUCUAAUCUCCUUUUGUUCACAUAGUUCAAAGAUUUCAAUACCAUCUAAGAACAGAGUGAAAGAACUGCAUCUGCAAAACAAUGCUUUGCAGUUGAUAUGGGGAAGAGGACAAUGCCUGGAUUUAUUUGACAAUCUUAGCGAACUGUCGUUUCUGUCUCUAAGGUCUAAUUUACUGGAGUCCUUACCAGAUGGACUUUUUAAGGGCCUAUCAUCUCUCUACAUUUUGGACUUGUCCCUGAACUCUCUGACCCAUCUUCCACAGGACGUAUUUCCAGCGACCCUAAGACGGCUGGAUCUCUCAUACAACUUCCUCACUAGUCCGGAUCCAGGUCUGUUUCGUUCCCUCAGUGUUGUUGACCUGAAAAAGAACCGUUUCUUCUGUGACUGCAACCUCAGGGCUUUCCAAUCCUGGGCAAAACAGACCAACGGAACUUUACUUACUCCGGUUUCACAACUGCACUGCGUGUUCCCCAAAGAGCGACGUGGUGUUGCAAUCGCAGAAUUCACCGCAGACUUAUGUGACCGGUGUCAGUGCAACUGUCCCUGAAACAGGAUUUUCUUUUUGAGGUCACCGAAUCAAGUUUAGGUUAGUCCUGGUAACCUCCCGGACUGUGCUGAAGGAUGUCAGUAUAAUAAAUAUAUGAUACUAUACAUACUAUAGGCCUAUAGUAUGAACUAUAUAAGAAGUAUAUCUGAUGGCCAAUGGAGAGUCAGGUCAGUGAGUGACAAGCUGAUACGGCAAAAAGGUCAAAGUGCCAAAGACAAACAUCAUAACCAGAUGAAAUGCAUAAUAUCUGAUGAGUGGAUAUUUGUAAUUCCAGCCCAGUUUGAUUGAUCAUUAAUGCUGAGUAUUUAUUAUCUACAUGUACAGGCAUUCCAAUCGUCAAGAAUAAAUACAUUCUACUACGCAGAAAUACAUAUUAUAAUGCAAUUCAGAAAGUAGAAGAGGCGUAAUGAGAAUGUUAUGUGAAAGGGAUUUGCCUCUGUAUCACUAUAUGCCAAAGAAUGUUUCUUAACAGUUGCAUUGCAACAGCGUAACCAUAUUAAUUUCGGUGUGAAAUGGAUCAUGUGCUCAAUUUUAUAAAGAUACAAUGUGAUUGUCUGCACCUACCACUAGAUGGUAGGAUUUGAAUUUAAAGGCGGUUACCUUUAAUAAAUAAAACAAUGAAAUCACA